AUGACUUUGGAGUCAGAGCAGCCUCAGUGCGUGCUUUCGCCAGCCGUGGCCCUGGAGCCAGAGUCCGAGAAGUUUGCCCUGUCGCCGACUGCGGACUUGGGAGAGCUCCGAGAGUUUGUGAGAUGCGAAUCCUUGGAGCGUAUGCAACUCUGCAUGCGCUUGCAGAAACAGCAGGAGAUGUUGGAGCAGCUAACGGACGGUGUCGUGCCGGUGUGCUCAGUGAAGAGUGACGUUGCUCCGGGUAUUGGUUCCAUGAAGCUUUCGGAUGACCUGAUCGUCUCAGAGGGUCCAUGGCUCAAGCAUGUGGCGGCAGAGGUUGAUGCGUUGAAGCUCUCGAUGCAGAACCUCACUCAAGACGUGAAAGAGUUGCAGGAAUGCCUCGACACCAGGCCCCGCACGGGCAGCCUUGUGCUGAAAUCCGGUGGUUGCCAGGCUGUGGAUGAGUUUGUGGAUGAUGCUCGCUUCGCACAGUGUGACGUGGAAGGCUCUCCAUGCUUCAAGGCGGCCAGCGAGGGAGAAUCCUUCGGUGGUGGCCUCAACUUCGAGCCUGCCUUGGAUCUGCAAUGGCUCGAGGAGCGCUUCGAGGACGUUCAGCAGCAGUGCGCUGCAGACCUCACCAGUGUGGAACAGCGGCUUCUGGAUGAGUUCACCAGCUUGAAGGGCUUCGUGGAUGCUGCAAUUGUCGCCAUGGUCAGCCGAAUGAGCACUCUCGAGAUCUUCGUCAAGGGCGAGCGCGGCCUCUCUGAAAAGAUGGACGAGGGCUUCAAGAAGGUGGCCGACGACAUCGCCAGCAGUACUCAGAGGUUGCAGGGAUGCCAAGAUGAAGUCUCGGAGCUGACGGACAGGCUCAAAGCCGUGGAGAAGCGUCUGGAGCGCACGGGUGGCCUCGUGGGCUACAGUCCUGCCCCUGGAUAUCGCAGUCCGGCGGAUCUGAGACGAAGCGGAGAAAGCAACGACUCGGUGAAGACCUCUGCCAUUCCGGAGAAAACUCCCGCUCCGGAGGUCUUGGCCUCGCCACCAAGAGUUCUCUCCCACGCAGGCAUAACUGGCAAACCUUUAAUGAUGGAGUCGGCGGCUCUUUCGGUGACUGCAGCCGGCAGCGCCAUGAAGUGCCAGACAGCUGUGGGGUCAGCGGUCGUGGCAGGGAAAGUGAAUGUAGGGUGUAUUCGCCAGAAUACCCGGGGCAGCAUUCACUCCACAGUCCUUCCAGGGGAUGCCGCUCCCAGGGCGGCAGACAUGGCCCGCUGGGUCGUCGGGUCGCUCUUGGUGGCUUGGAGGAGUGAGGGGCGCAGGAGGAGGGGGCUCGCUGCUCGGGUCAUGAACGAGCAGCAGCGAGAGGCUGCCGAGGCACCAGGAGGCGCGCACCUGGUCAUCGCAGGGGCCGGCAGCGGAAAGACAAAGACACUGACAGAGAGAUUGGCAUAUCUCGUGGCUACGGAGGAAGUUAAACCCCAUAGGAUCGUUCUCCUUACUUUCACGAGACGAGCAGCAGAAGAGAUGAAAUCUAGAGCAGAGUCCCUGGUGGGAGCUCAGAUUCAGAACGUGCGGUCUGGUACGUUUCACUCCUUCAGCCUCAACUUGCUGAAGAAGUACCGCGCUCGAAUGGGAUUCCUUUCCGGGUUUUCUGUGCUUGAUGCAGCAGAUACGGAAGCCAUGAUCGCCCAGAUGCGCAAACGGCUAGGCUUAGCCGGCCGCUCGAAGAGAUUUCCGUCGGUGAAAGACCUCAUGAAGCUUUUCGGCAAAAGCGUAAACACCGGUACACCCUUGGAGCUGCUCCUUGAAGAUGAAGAGGAAAAAUUCAGACCCUUUUCACAAGGAAUAAUCGAAGUCAGGGAGGCUUUCGAGGAGGAGAAGCAGCGCCAGAGCUGUUUGGACUUCGACGAUCUUCUUUUGAAUUGCCAGCAGCUUCUCGAGGAGGAUGAGACAGUGCGAAAAGAAGAAGCCGGACGCUGCGAGCAUAUCCUCGUGGACGAGUACCAGGACACGAACCACCUCCAGGCUUCCAUCGUGAAGCGGCUGAGCUCCGUGCACGGAAAUGUGCUGGCGGUGGGGGACGAUGCGCAAAGUAUCUACGGCUUCCGGGGAGCCUCAGUUGAGAACAUCUGGGACUUCCCAAAGAUGUACUCGUCUUGCUCGCAAUUCAUCCUUGAAGACAACUACCGCAGCACGCAGCAGAUUCUGAACCUAGCGAAUGCUGUCCUCAGUGUGUCGACCAAGCACUGCCGCAGCUUGGUCGGAAUUGCUUGCAAAUCUCUGCGCUCAAACAUCGCCCCGGGUCCCUUGCCGCAGUUGCUGUACUUUGGCGACGAAUGGAAGGAGGCCCUGUGGGUCGCAGACAAGAUUGAGCAGCUUCUCGAGCAGGGCGUAGCUCCCAAGAACAUAGCUGUGCUAUAUCGCAAGAACAAAACGUCAAAGAAACUGGCUCUUCAACUGCUGCGACGCCGUCUUGACCAUCGCAUAUAUGGUGGCCAGAAGCUUACAUCCCGAGCUCACUUCAAGGAUUUCAUGGCUGCCAUUUUCAUCGCGCUCAAUCCUCUUGAUGAGAUCCAUUGGAAAAGACUACUCUGCCUGUUCACAGGCGUUGGUGACAUGACUGCGCGAAAGGUGGUCAAUCAAGUGAAAUCGAAGGAUCCCCCGCAGCUUGAUGCCGAGGUUUGGGCACAGAAGAAGUUUUACCCAGACCUUAGCAAACUACAGGGUCUGUUAUCCCUGCUCAGCAAAACAUCCGAUCCAAGAACCUGUGUCAGACAUGCUCGUGAAUGGUAUCGGGUGUAUUUGAAGGAGAAUUACCCCGAAGACUUCGAUGACCGAAUGGAGGAUUUGCAGAUGUUGGAGGACUACGCGGCCUCCUGCGACUCCCUUGAGGACAUGGCGAAUUCAUUGCAGUUGGAUCAAAGCGUCCUUGAGAAGGGAAGGGCAAGGAACGAGAGUGGAGACACCCUGACACUCUCCACGGUGCACAGUGCCAAGGGCUUGGAGUGGGACGUAGUCUUCGUCAUGGGCAUGGGUCACAUGGAGUGGAAGAGGCAAGACACCGAAGAGGCCGCCGAAGAGGGUCGUCGAGUUCUGUAUGUGUCUCUGACGCGAGCCAAGACGAAUCUGUACCUGACUGUCCCCAAUCCCCACUUGACAUCCUUGCUGAAAGAUGUCCCAGACUUGGACAAGCUUGUGCGCACGUAUCCUGAAGUCAAGCCGCGCCUUUCUUUGCACACACAACGCAGCGUCGGGAACCGGCCGAGGGUCGCGUCAGAAGCACGCCCUCGCCGCGUGAGCCACCGACCGAGCGUCACUUCGCUGGCCGCGGGGUAG
Molecule: messenger RNA, 3309 nt
Organism: Symbiodinium necroappetens
Lineage: Eukaryota; Dinophyceae; Suessiales; Symbiodiniaceae
Source: the annotation of a GenBank genome assembly